Molecule: messenger RNA, 961 nt
Organism: Trematosphaeria pertusa
Lineage: Eukaryota; Fungi; Ascomycota; Dothideomycetes; Pleosporales; Trematosphaeriaceae
Exons: 1
Coding region: 323-805 (160 amino acids)
Source: RefSeq, a predicted model, not a curated record
UGCUUUGGUUCGGCAGCGGGAAGGCGGCGGCGCGACAUCAUCCGUAAAAGCAAUAAGCGCGAUCAGUUAGAUCUGUGGGGAAGCCGGAAGCCCUGCCCAUCGAUGCUGUCAUACUCGUCCGACGAAUGCAUCGUAGAGCCCAAAGGUAGGGCGAUUUUCCCGCACACAUGCAUCCUUAUCUUCUGCCCUUAAGCGACCCAAUCCGGAAAUAACGCGCCGGCAGUCGAGAGCCUUUAGCGAAUCUACGGAAGCAGCAUAUAAACAUCGUCUAUGCAGCUAGCCCGCUUCCGCCGUGGAGUUGCGAAGCGUUCCUGGCCCAGGCAUGCGACAUCCCACUGAGGAUGUUUCCUGGCGGCGGAGAUGCUUGAUGCACAGUCGGCAAACCGCCCGUGGAGAAGGCACUACAAGUAUUUCCCUAUCGCUCGAGAUGAAGGCCGUGAACGUUGCUGAUGCAGUGAGUCGCCAUGGUCUGAUGAUUUCGUGUCACGGUGGGUUCUCUCGCAGCAUCGUCAGCCGUUGUUCUUCCCGCGCUCGCCUCCUAGACUGCGUCUCUUUUCCUCAUGUCGUCUCUCUCGUGUUUGCUUUCUUCUGUAGGCAUCGAGAACCGCCAAGCAGGUUCUCUGCAGCAGGAAUCCAACCUUCGCCUACAGAUGCGUCGACGUCGCGCUGGCCGCGCUCGGCGCUCCGCGGAAGCAUCUGGGCACGAACAAAGAACGGCGACGCUCACGUUGUCCACGGAGAACUCGAACACAGGCGGUUGUUGGGAUUCGAUGGGUCAGAGCGAUCGGAUAAAAGUCAGAGAUAAGAGAAGAGUACAUGUGUGGAACGAUUGUGGUUCUUGCACGGAGGAACUAGGACUCCGCGUCGUUGCUUCUCCGCGGGAACGCACGAUGGCGCGGCGCUUGCCGAGACAAACCCGAGCUAACGUCGCUGCAGCGGUACCGAGAGCAGAAAUCAGAAU